AUGAAGUUUUUAAAUUUAUUUUUUGUAUGCUUCCUCUUGUCAUUUUCUCAGACAUCAUUUGCUACACAAUGCUUUCCAACAAAUGGUGGAGUAGGUCCUUCAAUGCCUUUUUUCAGAAUAAUCAAGCCGUCUGCUGAUUCUUAUUCUAUGAAUGAACCUUUAUUUGUAAAUUGGACUGGUUUUCGCAUUGAUGACAACCCCAAUUUGCUAAUACAAUUAUGGUCUGGGGAUAUAAAUAUUAAGAAUUAUUCGGAAGCUGUUUAUUAUAAAAACUCAUCUGUUAAUUGGAUCAAUUGGAUUACUCCAGAUGAGAAUAGUAGUGGGCUUUGUAUUAGAAUAUUCAGAGGAGAUAAUCCAUGUAUAUAUGGUAUUGGCCCUGUGCGGCCUUCUUUUAAAAUUUCCAAACCAUCUCUCGAUCGUUAUCGUGUGGGAACUCCCUUAAAGGUUUCUUGGGAUGGUUUUUUGAUUAAAGAUAAUCAAUUAUGGGAAAAUGAUACUUAUAAAACAUCUUACCGAAAACGUGUAUUUUACGAUAAACGUAGUAUAACUUGGAUUACUCCAAAUUUUCCUGGUGGCAAUUAUGUUAUUAGAAUUUUCGAAAAAAAUAAUAGAUGUAUCAGGG
Molecule: messenger RNA, 622 nt
Organism: Dentiscutata erythropus
Lineage: Eukaryota; Fungi; Glomeromycota; Glomeromycetes; Diversisporales; Gigasporaceae
Source: the annotation of a GenBank genome assembly